GAGAGUGACCUGUCACGUACGUGCGAGGGAUCAACCAAUAAUAGGGAAAUAGGGGUCCGAUUUUCAUAGGAGUCGAAUUUUCACGUGACACCGGCCCGUACGCAAGAUGGCGGCCGGCUUAAUGGGGAAAGGAAUUCUGGGAAAUAUGGGGUGAAAAUAGCCGGGCUCCGUUCCGCAUCCCCCGCAGCCAACAGGCGCGAUGGGGACGGGAGACCGGUCGGAGACCGGUCGGGAAAAUGGCAGCGCCCCCGAAUCAUUUUCGUGAUUGUAGUAUAGAAGAUCCGUGCUUAAAGCCUGUCAAUUGUAUCAAAUGUUUGGCAAGCUAAUAAAACGUGGCAUUUCGACGUAGAAGCCUCGCUCCAACGGUGGGUUGUCGUAUCGGCUUGCAGAUCGCCACAUCGCUGUUCUUACACAGAAGCAAGGACGCUCAAUGAAGAUGCCAUGUACUGGAAAAAUAGGUCGUGGCUACGGAUGGGUUGUAACCGUCUUAGGUUUUCUAAUCGGCGCUAUUGAGCUUGGAACUUUCAAAAGUUUCGGCGUCUUUAUUUUGCCGAUUCGCGAAUCGUUGGAUUGCUCAAUUUCCUCCUUGGGAACUGCAAUGGCUGCAUCGCACACGACGUGCUAUGUUCUAGUUCCGCUGGUGAACAUCUUGACCGAAAGGUAUGGCUCACGAAGACUCGUCAUGCUGGGAGGAAUCAUCAUGUUUCUUGCGUUCCUUGGAAUAUCGCUGGCGACUAACAUUGCUGUGUUUUCACUUCUCAUAAUGAUAUGGGGAAUUGGUGUUUCCCUUGCCUACGUCCCUCCCAUUGCCGCAGUGAUCAAGUAUUUUCCAACCAAUGCGGCUGUACCAAUCAGUAUCACUCAAACAGGAUGUGCCUUUGGGAUGAUGAUUUAUCCCCCGUUGACAGAAGCCUUGAUUGAGAUAUAUGGAUGGCGUGGAACCAUACUCAUAUUUGCAGCUUUUAAUGCAAAUAUUUGCGUUUUUGGAGCCUUGAUCAAGCCGCCGCCACGGCUGUAUGAAGCCCUUGCCACUCCACGUCAAGAGAUGAUACCAGCGCUUUCACAAUCUGGUGACAGUAAACUGAACAAUGUGAUCAACGUCUUUAAGAAAGCUGCGAAGGGCUUCAGUAAGAUUGUAUCCUUGGAUGUAUUACUACUGGAACCAAUGUUCACCAUAUAUGCUUUUGCGUGUUUUUUACUUGGCAUCAUGUAUAGCGCCUGGAUGAUUUACCUCGUUCCUCAUGCAGUGGUCAGGGGUAUUGAGAACCAGCGAGCUUCUCUUCUAUCUACGGCAGGAGGAGUUGGUACCCUCGUUGGCAGGAUCGUAUACGGACCAAUAUUGCACCGUGGAUACAUCCAACCGGUUCAAAUGUUCAUGCUUCUUGCUUGUGGCAAUAUUGGAGCAUUUGUGCUCGAUCCAAUCGUUUUAGAUAACUAUCCAGGACUGGUUGGGUUAUCUUCCAUCAAUGGCCUUUGUCUCGGAGUGAUGGCCGGUAUGUUCAUACUUGUGUCCCAGCAAGUCUUGGAGGGGGAAAUAGGCGACAGGGCGUGGGGUAUAUUGAGUGUCACCUUUGCGAUUGGGGAAUUAGCUGGAGGAGCUUUGGCAGGUUUCCUAUAUGAUGCCACCGGAAGUUACGAGUUGUCAUUUUUGUUUCUUGGAGGUUUAUCGGCCGUGAUCGUCGCGUCCCUUGCAGUUGAACGUUUACUGGAUUGCUGCUGUGGAAACUAAUUUAUUUCACUACUUUGUGCGUAGAUUGAUAUGAUCAGUCCAUGGUUGUUUGUAAUAAGCACUCUUCGUGCCUGCCGAACUGAUUUCAAAUCAAAACUGCAUUGAAAGACUUUACAGAAUGCAUUUAAAAUCGGUCAGGAAGUUCUCAGCGUCCGUCCACCCUCUUUUGAUUUGAUAUUAAGGAAUCGACAAAGCGUUAAGCCCUCUUUUGAAUGAGCUGCAGUUACUUCGGCGUUUCCUACUGCCUUGCGUCCAUUUGCUUUGUCUUCUGCGGGAAUGAGAACAAAUGUUAGGAAUACCAUGCUGGCUGGAGACUUGUUUAGCGACCUUUCAAUACUUUGAGUAGGGGAAGAAAUUCAUACAGAGAAGCCCAAAAAUGCUGCGUUGGAAGUGAUGCACAGGCUAAGCGAACUUUUUCAGGUUUUGCAUUCAUAUUUAACUAAGUAAGUGUUAAAAAAAUGAGUGGACUAAUUUAACACGUAAUUAAGAUUUCAGCUGCGGCAAAGAAAUGAACACAUAAUUGGAGCACAUAAUGUAGACUUGAAGUUAAGUCCGACGUUACAAGGGCUUUAAAUAUUUUGUUCAGUUUUAUGAACGAAAUGCACCUUAAUUUUAUCAAAGUAAUGUUCAGCCUAUUGCCAUUGCUAAGGGUAUUUCAAAGCCUUUUUAAUGUUAAAACAAAUGUCCAUAUACAUGACCGAAUGGUGGCCUGAUCAGGCAAAAGCUUAUAAAAGUUCAGAUCCUUAUAGUGGUUCAUACUGGAUAUUCACCCACAACCACUGCAUUGGGACUUGUCGUCACACACCAGCCGCUAGGUACAUUGGACAUGUGCGGAACUGCUACUGCAAAAUCAGACACAGAAGGGAUCCAGAUGGUCAAACAUAAGGUGUGUGUAGACAAAGGGUGUUCAUUGGCCGGGGUGUAAAUUGAUAGGGUGUAAAUUGACCGGGCGUUAGGGAAGAAACUAACAAAGUUGUAAACGAACGUAUAAGAAAGAAUUAUUAGUGUAUAUACCUGGUCCAGCUACUCAGAAUAAUAGUAAUUAUUACUAAAUUUAUUAUAAUUAUACGUGUAAUGGUACC
Messenger RNA from Patiria miniata (bat star), 2811 nucleotides. RefSeq names its product monocarboxylate transporter 12-like. The record is from RefSeq and is a predicted model, not a curated record. Gene Ontology annotation, molecular function: monocarboxylic acid transmembrane transporter activity. The coding region runs from base 431 to 1729 and encodes 432 amino acids. NCBI's taxonomy places the organism in Eukaryota, Metazoa, Echinodermata, Asteroidea, Valvatida, Asterinidae. The transcript is spliced from 5 exons. Gene Ontology annotation, biological process: transmembrane transport.